AUGAAAAUGGAGUCGCUUCUUGAUGACAUGCAAACUGAAGUUAUGCUACGUCUGCCUCUUAAAUCUUUGAUUGCAUGCAGUCGCGUCUGCAGGAAACUGAAGACAAUGAUCUGUGAUGAAAAAUUCAAAAAUCGUUACUUGCUACGCUCCAUGACAAGACCCAUGGAUCCAACUCCAGAUUCGUUUUUUCACACUGUUUGUCAAAAAGAGAAUCGUUUAGUAAAAUGGACGAGGUCUGCACCCGUUCGAGGCGUGGUCUGCCUUCAAGCAUCAACUAGGUUUUUGCUAUGCAGUGCCAUUACCAACAAUGUUCUGCGUCUACCUGAUAUCAAAUGGCCUGGACUAUCCCCCGGAAGGUUCUUUUUGGGAUACGAUGAAGCUACUAGUUCACUCAAAGUGUUAUGGCCAAGGUAUUAUUGUUUUAAACCUCUAGUUUACACGGUAAGCUCGGGUGAUGAAGGAUUUUGGAGAGAGAUAGCAUGUGAGACUCUUGAUAUGGUAAACUUUUCUCGUGCACUGUGUAAAGGAGGAGUUUUAUACUACGCAGCUGCAGCCGUUUUUUCAGUUGCCUUGGUGAAUAAGAAAUCAAAGACAGGAAAGUUUCAGAUUUGUGUUAGGAACGAAGUUUCAGGAGAAUGGGAGUUACAUCAACUUGUGAUUCCUGGAUGGAGAGACAAUGUUGGGAACAAUGUGAUGUUUUCUUUCGUAGGUACCAUUGGAACAGGAGAACUUGUUUUCACAGCACCAGACUCGUUGCAUGAAGGAUCAGAGUCUGUUUUGCAUUACAAUACAAACCCUCCAAAAGAAAGCAGUGGAUUCGAAAUGUUUAGCGUGGAAGCAGUGAAUGGAGGUUCGUAUCACUGUGUUCGAGCCUGCUUGAAUCAUUUCGAUUCUCUUUUCCCUACUAAUUAA
Eruca vesicaria subsp. sativa (arugula) is the source of this 912-nucleotide messenger RNA. Lineage: Eukaryota; Viridiplantae; Streptophyta; Magnoliopsida; Brassicales; Brassicaceae. The record is from the annotation of a GenBank genome assembly.